Talpa occidentalis (Iberian mole) is the source of this 1561-nucleotide messenger RNA. It is a transcript of the gene TMEM150A, whose product is annotated as transmembrane protein 150A. NCBI's taxonomy places the organism in Eukaryota, Metazoa, Chordata, Mammalia, Eulipotyphla, Talpidae. The coding region runs from base 177 to 992 and encodes 271 amino acids. The record is from RefSeq and is a predicted model, not a curated record. Gene Ontology annotation, biological process: protein localization to plasma membrane. The transcript has 8 exons.
UGGAGACGGCGCCACGAGGGGGCUGAGCGGGGCCAGGCGGCGGCGGGGCACUUCGGAGAGGCCAGGGCAGCUGAUGGUUUUGGAGAAAUUUCUUAAGGUAGCCGGACCCGCCCCCUUUCCCCCACCCAUCUCUUGUCCUCUCCCCCACACCACCACCAUCCUGGCUUCCCUCCCUCAUGACCGCCUGGAUCCUCCUUCCUGUCAGCCUGUCAGCAUUCUCCAUCACUGGCCUAUGGACUGUGUAUGCCAUGGCCGUGAUGAACCGCCACGUGUGCCCCGUGGAGAACUGGUCCUACAACGAGUCCUGCUCUCCUGACCCCACUGAGCAAGGGGGCCCGAAGACAUGCUGCACUCUGGAUGAUGUACCCCUCAUCAGCAAGUGCGGCACAUAUCCCCCAGAGAGCUGCCUCUUCAGCCUCAUCGGCAACGUAGGUGCCUUCAUGGUGGCUCUGAUCUGCCUUCUACGCUACGGGCAGCUCCUGGAGCAGAGUCGUCACUCUUGGCUUAACACCACAGCACUCAUCACAGGCUGUACCAAUACCGCAGGCCUCGUGGUGGUCGGCAACUUCCAGGUGGAUCAUGCCAAGUCUCUGCACUACAUUGGAACUGGCGUGGCCUUCUCUGCUGGACUACUCUUUGUCUGCCUGCACUGUGCCCUCUCCUACCAUGGCACCACCACUCCCCAGGACCUGGCUGUGGCCUACCUGCGGAUUGUGCUGGCAGUCAUCGCCUUUGUCACGUUGGUCCUCAGUGGUGUCUUCUUUAUCCACGAGAGUUCUCAGCUGCAGCACGGGGCAGCCCUGUGCGAGUGGGUGUUUGUCAUCGACAUUCUCGUUUUCUACGGCACCUUCAGCUAUGAGUUUGGGGCAGUCACCUCAGAGACACUGGUGGCAGCGCUGCAGCCUGCCCCUGGCCGGGCCUGCAAGUCCUCUGGAAGCAGCAGCACCUCCACGCACCUCAACUGUGCCCCUGAGAGCAUCGCCAUGAUCUGAGGUCUAGGGUGGGUGGCCUGCCCUGCCUCUAAAGCUCCCCAACUCUUAUCUUCUUUGCAUUUAUUUUGUACCAAAAACAACUUGAGAAAGUAUUCAGUUGGGAUCCAGACAUCCUCACUCCCGGAGGAGUGGCCAUCCCACACCCACCUGUGCCAUAGAGGAGCGGGCCCUGGCACCCACCUGUGCACGACCUGCUCCCCAACACCACAGUGUUAUUUUUAUGUUUAAAGGUCACAUCCUCAUUCACUCAGCCAGUCCUUCAGGUGCCUUCUACUCCCCAGUGCCGAGGUCAGACCACUGGGGUUUCCUGCUGCAGUCACUGGGGGCUGGGAAUAGCAAGGGAUAGAGAAGGGGGUGGAGGGGGCGCUGAGCACUCCCUUGUCUUCAUGAAGCCCACUUUGGGCUCACUGUGCUGCACUGGGAGCUUACUUCUUCACUCUGCCCCUUUCAUUCUUUAGGGCAAAAAACACAGCAGAACCACAUGGGUAUUUUAGUACUUUUUUUUAUAUAUCUAUUAAAAGAAUUCUAAUUUGCAUGUUUGUGUUCUGUUCUGGAGAGUCAGAGAGGGC